Sinocyclocheilus anshuiensis is the source of this 826-nucleotide messenger RNA. RefSeq names its product U6 snRNA-associated Sm-like protein LSm1. Gene Ontology annotation, cellular component: Lsm1-7-Pat1 complex; P-body. The transcript has 5 exons. The record is from RefSeq and is a predicted model, not a curated record. Bases 205 to 606 code for a protein of 133 amino acids. Gene Ontology annotation, biological process: deadenylation-dependent decapping of nuclear-transcribed mRNA. Gene Ontology annotation, molecular function: mRNA binding. Lineage: Eukaryota; Metazoa; Chordata; Actinopteri; Cypriniformes; Cyprinidae.
GCGUCAUUUAGGCGUCAUUAUAGUUAAAAAAAUAUUUUAAAGUUAAGCUUGGGACAUUUGGAACAAGUAAGCGAGAGUUUAAAGGGUUAAAUCGAACCGGAAGCACUUUCACAGUGUUACAUCCUGUGGAAUAAGGAUACACAUUUGAAAUGGUCCAUGGCUUGAUACUUUACGUUUAAAAUAAAUCUCCCAAAUGUCAGCAAAAUGAAUUACAUGCCAGGGACCGCGAGCCUCAUCGAGGACAUUGAUAAGAAACACCUUGUUCUGCUUCGCGAUGGAAGAACAUUGAUUGGGAUCCUUAGAAGCAUAGAUCAGUUUGCUAAUUUAGUUUUGCAUCAAACUGUUGAACGUAUCCAUGUUGGUAAGAAAUUUGGUGACAUACCUCGUGGGAUAUUUGUCGUCAGAGGAGAAAAUGUGGUCUUGCUUGGAGAAGUAGAUCUGGAUAAAGAGUAUGAUCAGAUCCUCCAGAGAGUUUCCAUUGAGGAGAUCCUGGAGGAACAGCGGACAGAACAGCAAGCCAAGCAAGAGUCAGAGAGACUGAAGCUACAGGCGGUGAAAGAGCGAGGCUUAUCGAUCCCUAAAGCUGACACGUUAGAUGAUUUCUGAAACAUCUUUAGUUAUUUUUGGAUGAUUUUAUUUCUGUUUUAUUGGAUGGUUUUGUUUGGUUUGAGACGACAUUCUGUCUUGACUUUGAAAUCAUUCUGUCUGAUGAUAGAGGAGUGAGUCUCACAAGAUUGCGACUUCAAGAUUUUGUUUCACUAGUUGCUGUUAAGGCAUUUUUGGGGAAUUUCCCACCAUCUUUGUUUCUUUUAUGGCAGAUGCCAUA